Geodia barretti is the source of this 433-nucleotide messenger RNA. The record is from the annotation of a GenBank genome assembly. NCBI's taxonomy places the organism in Eukaryota, Metazoa, Porifera, Demospongiae, Tetractinellida, Geodiidae.
UAACCCCAACCGUACGUAAUAUUUGCUCCAUGUGAGGUGCAGUGGAGAGAAGAGAAACUGCAGUAGAAUGCUUCGGUUUUCCUUGCCGUGGCUACGUUCAGCUACACUAAGAACUGAAUGCUACAGUCUGAAAUGUAGGAAUCUCCACACGACAGGUCCAGGAGGGCCUUCCAACUCUUCUGAUAACAGAUUUCUUGGCAGUCGCUUUGAUUGUGCAGGGAGAGCUUGGAAUAUGCCCUCAAGAUUGAGAAGUUUCCUCCGGAACCCGUUGACUCUGUUCUGGCGGACGUAUGCACGCUACGGAAUGGAAUAUCAACCCAGUAAUCUGAAGAGAAAGAGACGCCAUGGAUUCAAGUACAGAAUGAGCACUGCCAGUGGUAGAAAUAUACUAGCCAGAAGAAGACUAAAAGGAAGAAAAUUUCUCUCUCAUUGA